Castor canadensis (American beaver) is the source of this 2113-nucleotide messenger RNA. It is a transcript of the gene Prickle3, whose product is annotated as prickle planar cell polarity protein 3. NCBI's taxonomy places the organism in Eukaryota, Metazoa, Chordata, Mammalia, Rodentia, Castoridae. The record is from RefSeq and is a predicted model, not a curated record. Gene Ontology annotation, molecular function: zinc ion binding.
CUGCGGGCGCAGGACCCUCCUACACACACCUCCUCUCAGCCCCGGGGCUCAGAGAAGCCUGAGAGCGUGGAGAGAUCGGGAACCAACCGAGCCUCCAGAGGCAGAGGACCCAGACAGGGGCCAGCCCUGCAACUCCUGCAGGGAGCAGUGCCCAGGUUUCCUGCUACACGGCUGGAGAAAGAUCUGCCAGCACUGCAAAUGCCCACGAGAGGAGCACGCAGUGCAUGCCGUGCCUGUGGAUCUGGAACGCAUCAUGUGCCAGCUAAUCUCAGACUUCCAGCGCCACUCCAUCUCCGAUGAUGACUCAGGCUGUGCUUCGGAGGAAUAUGCCUGGGUGCCCCCGGGCCUUAAACCUGAGCAGGUGUACCAAUUUUUCAGCUGCCUCCCAGAAGAUAAGGUCCCCUAUGUCAACAGUCCUGGGGAGAAAUACAGGAUCAAGCAACUGCUGCACCAACUGCCCCCACAUGAUAGUGAGGCACAGUACUGUACAGCUCUGGAAGAGGAGGAGAAGAAAGAGCUCAGAGCCUUCAGCCAGCAGCGGAAGCGGGAAAAUCUGGGGCGUGGCACUGUGCGCAUCUUCCCCGUGACCAUCACUGGGGCCAUCUGUGAGGAGUGCGGGAAGCAGAUCGGAGGUGGGGACAUUGCCGUGUUUGCCAGCCGUGCCGGCCUGGGUGCCUGCUGGCACCCACAGUGCUUUGUGUGCACCACAUGCCGGGAGCUUCUUGUUGACCUCAUCUACUUCUAUCAUGCUGGCAAGGUCUACUGUGGGCGUCACCAUGCUGAACGCCUGCGCCCUCGCUGCCAAGCCUGUGAUGAGAUCAUCUUCUCCCCUGAGUGCACAGAGGCCGAGGGCCGCCACUGGCACAUGGGUCACUUCUGCUGCUUCGAGUGUGAAGCUUCACUAGGAGGGCAGCGCUAUGUCAUGCGUCAGAGCCGUCCCCACUGCUGCGCCUGCUAUGAAGCCCGCCAUGCAGAGUACUGUGAUGGCUGUGGAGAGCACAUCGGUCUGGACCAGGGCCAGAUGGCUUACGAGGGCCAGCACUGGCACGCCUCAGACCGUUGCUUCUGCUGUAGUAGCUGCGGUCGAGCCCUGCUGGGCCGCCCUUUCCUGCCACGCCGUGGCCUCAUCUUCUGCUCCCGAGCCUGCAGCCUUGGAUCGGAGACCACCGCUCCGGGACCCGGCCGCCGCAGCUGGAGCGCAGGCACGGUCACCGCACCGCUCGCAGCUUCCACAGCCGCUUUCUCUGCUGAGGAAGGGGCGUCUGAGACCACUACCAAAGGCACCUGUACCGAGGCCGCGCCUGCUACAGAUCCUGAGGAGCCCUCCCGCUUUUUGAGAGGGGCCCCCCAUCGCCACUCCAUGCCCGAACUGGGGCUCCGCAGUGUUCCUGAACCACCUGCAGAGUCCCCUGGACAGCCUGACCCACGCCCCAACGAUAGUGCCUUUGGUCGCCAGAGCACACCACGUGUCAGCUUCCGAGACCCUCUGGUGUCUGAGGGAGGUCCACGGCGGACACUGAGUGCACCUCCGGCCCAGCGCCGAAGGCCACGCAGUCCCCCACCCAGGGGCCCCAGCCGCCGUCGUCGCCGCCACCACCACCAUCACCACCACAAUCCUGGCAGACGUCGCCACCAUCGAUGUGACUUGGGAUCCGGGUCAGACUCAGGAUCUUGCUCCAGCUCGCCCUCCAGCCCCAGUUCCGAGUCCUCGGAGGAAGAUGGAUUCUUCCUCGGGGAACGUAUCCCACUACCCCCACACCUGUGCAGGCCCAGGACCACUCAGGACACUGCAACUGAGACUUUAAACUCUCCGGCUCCACCACUCCCUGGGGACUCUCGCCCAGGGCCUCGCCAGGCCCGAGAUAAGAACUGCAUCUUGGCCUGAAAGCAGGCAGCCCCAGAGGGGGCUCCAUUGUCUGGUCAGUGUAGACAAUGACUCCACCACACACACUAGGUCAUAGAUCCCCUUCCUCCCUCCCUCUUUCUUGUUUGUAUUACUGAAGUAAUUUAAUAUUUGUUGAAAACAGGCCUGCCUUCUUUGCCUCCUUGUUUCAGCUGCCCGCCCCCACUUUCUCCCUCCUGAUGCUUAAGAUUUAUCCAUUUUGUCAAAGGA